Molecule: messenger RNA, 1521 nt
Organism: Penicillium griseofulvum
Lineage: Eukaryota; Fungi; Ascomycota; Eurotiomycetes; Eurotiales; Aspergillaceae
Product: putative NAD binding Rossmann fold oxidoreductase
Exons: 6
Coding region: 1-1521 (506 amino acids)
Molecular function (GO): nucleotide binding
Source: RefSeq, a predicted model, not a curated record
AUGUUGGCGCCGAAAAGAGCAGAGUCAUCAACCAACUCAUUCGAUGUACUCAAACCCAAGGCCAUGAUAGAGGUCGCCUGCUACAUGGGCUAUUCUGCGAUCUUGUUCAGCGACGCAGUGCGUCGAAAUGGCGGCGACCGCUAUUUCAUUCUAGAAUUGAACCCAUAUUUCGCCACAGCUGUUGAUGUGAUCGUUGAGCUAGCUGGAUUGCAUGACUUCGUGCACAUCAUCGUCGGUCGAAGCGACGUUGUCCCUACACAAAUUCAUCACGUCGGACGUUGUGAAGGGGGUGGGACUUCUCUUCGAUCAUUACAAACCAGCAUAUACCACAUGGGCAGUGGUGCUGACGUCAAGCUGUUUAGGGCUGAGCAGAAGCGUGAGGCGGCUAAGGCUGGACCUUCCCAGGCAUAUAACACAACCGGGAUGGCCGAAAGAACGGUGCCGUCCUUUACUUACAACGUCGGCAUUGUCGGCUACGGCUUCAGCGCAAAGAUCUUCCACAUUCCCUUCGUGAAGGAAGUGCCCCAGCUCAAGCUCUACGCAGUUGUCCAGCGUACUCCAAAGCCGGAUGAUGAUGUCGAGAAGGACCACCCCGGUGUGAAGUCUUUCCGUACUACCGAGGAGAUGGUCCAGGACCCCGCGAUCGACGUGGUGAUCAUUACUACUGCCCCCGACUCUCACUUUGCACUAUCCAAGCUUGCGCUGGAGGCUGGCAAGCACGUUGUCUGCGAGAAGCCCUUCACCCCCACCGCCCAGGAAGCUGAUGACCUCAUCGCUAUUGCGAAGAAGAACAACAAGCAGCUUGCCGUGUUCCAGAAUCGUCGCUUCGAUGCCGACUUUGUGACUCUCUCCAAGCUCGUGAAGAAUGGCUCGCUUGGCCGCAUCUCAGAGUAUGAAACUCACUUCGACCGCCACCGUCCCGAGGUGCCGGCCGCAGAUUCCCACAAGUGGAAGAACAAGGUCAUCCCUGGUGGCUCCGCCAUUUAUGACCUUGGAACCCACCUUCUGGAUCAGGCCGUGCAUCUGCUCGGGCUACCCAAGCGGGUGACCGGUUUCAUUGGCUCCGCCCGGGGAGUCACCUCGUUCUCAUAUGAGGACUCCUUCACCGUUCUGCUGCACUACGCCGAUGGCUCUAUGGUUACCGCCAAGGCAACCGUUGUCAGCCCCGAAGACGAGCAACUGCGCUUCUGGGUGCGCGGUGACAAGGGUAGCUUCAAGAAGUACCACCUUGAUAUCCAAGAAGAUCAGCUCAAGGCCGGCAUCAUGCCCCAGGAUAAGGGUUACGGCCGUGAGCCCAGCGAGCGUUACGGUACUCUGACUACUAUCCAGAACGGCAAGCCCGUCAAGGAGGUUGUUCCCACCGUCGAGCCUCCCACCUACACCGAGUACUACCGCAAGCUUGUGCGCGCUCUUGAUGGCGAGGGCGAGCUCCCUGCUAGUGGUGUGGAAGCACGCGAGGUCAUUCGUUUGAUCGAGUUGGCUCGUGAGAGUUCCAGCACUGGACGUACUUUGGACGUCUAA